Molecule: messenger RNA, 4029 nt
Organism: Larimichthys crocea (large yellow croaker)
Lineage: Eukaryota; Metazoa; Chordata; Actinopteri; Sciaenidae
Product: rabphilin-3A
Exons: 18
Coding region: 179-2044 (621 amino acids)
Biological process (GO): exocytosis; regulation of calcium ion-dependent exocytosis; spontaneous neurotransmitter secretion
Cellular component (GO): synapse; postsynaptic membrane; neuron projection
Molecular function (GO): small GTPase binding
Source: RefSeq, a predicted model, not a curated record
UUUUUUUUUUUUUUUUUGGUGACAGGCACCAUGCGCAAUGACUGACUCUGUGGUCGGAUCCAAGCACCGCACAGAAAUUUAGUCCGCAUCAUUCCCUGACAGCUCCUUAAGAGAGAGGAGAGAGGAGAGAGGAGAGAGAGGGAAGCAGGGCUGGAUUCUCAGACUGUGAUAGUGCAGCAUGACGGACACAGUGAUGAGCAGCAGCUCGGAUCGCUGGGUGUCUAAUGACAGGCAGAGGAGCAUGCAUCCUAGUGAUAAAGAGCAGGGCAACUGGACCAUGCAGCCAGGCCCUGGUUCUGGUCCAGACCUGACAGAUGAAGAGAAAGAGAUUAUAAAUAGUGUGAUCGCCCGUGCUGAGAAAAUGGAGGCCAUGGAGCAGGAGAGAAUUGGGCGCUUGAUAAACCGCCUGGACGACAUGAAGAAGACUGUGUGCGGGGAUGGGAUGUCCCGCUGUUUGCUGUGUGGGGAGCAGCUGGGCUCACCUGGGGUCAGCUCAGUGGUGUGUGAGGACUGCAAAAAGAACAUGUGUACCAAGUGUGGUACACAGUGUAGCAGUCGGCCACGCGCCGUCUGGCUAUGCAAGAUCUGCAGAGAACAGCGAGAGGUGUGGAAGAGGUCUGGUGCCUGGUUCUUUAAAGGUUUUCCGAAGCAUUUCCUGCCAUCGCCCAUGCCGUUAUCUAAAGUAAAAGACGAUGCAGCAGAGCCCCAGGCGCCACCAGCCCCUGGGCCCAGGGAGGCUGUAGCCCAACCACAAGCACCAGGACCAGAGCCACAAGGUCGUUCUGGUUACCCACCUGUAGCCCCUAAACCAUCAGUUGGGCGCAUGGCCACAGGCGGGGUUGGCCCUGAAGAGGCCGGGCAGGGCAGCCCAGUGGUGAUGAAGAAGAUGGUGCCCGUCCAGAGCUCCAGACCACAGCCUGCAGCAUCGGCCACUCUGGCCCAGCAGGGUUCAGUGGCAGGAGAUGGAGGCGCUUACUCCACUGGUGCAGCUCCUCCUGAGCAGAGAGUGCCUCCUGCAGUAAGAGAGGAAAGGAGGCAGCCCGCUGCCUACGGCACUCAUCCCGCCAGGCAGCAACCUCCCCCAGCCGAGGAGGAGGAGGAAACCAACGACUAUGACUCUGAUGAAGCCACCACUCUGGGCUCUCUCGAGUUCAGCCUGCUCUAUGAACAGGAAAGCAACAGCCUCCACUGUAGCAUCCUCAAAGCAAAGGGACUGAAACCUAUGGACUCCAACGGACUGGCGGAUCCCUAUGUUAAGCUUCAUCUGCUGCCUGGAGCUAGUAAGUCUAACAAGCUGCGCACAAAGACCCUGAGAAACACCCGCAACCCAGCGUGGAAUGAGACUCUCACCUAUCACGGCCUGACAGAUGAGGACAUGCAGCGUAAGACCCUCAGGCUGUCUGUCUGCGAUGAAGACAAGUUCGGGCAUAAUGAGUUUAUUGGGGAAACCCGAGUGGCACUGAAGAAACUGAAGAUGAACCAGAAGAAAAACUUCAACGUGUGCCUCGAGAGAGUUGUCCCUACGAAGAGAACUGCAACAGCUGGGGGAGCCAGAGGCAUCGCCCUCUACGAGGAUGAGCCGGGGAAAGAUGGCGGAGAAGUGGAGGAGCGUGGCCGGAUUCUGAUGUCCCUCAUGUACAGCACCCAGACGAACCGCCUCGUCGUAGGCGUCGUGCGCUGCGUUCACCUGGCUGCCAUGGAUGCAAAUGGCUACUCUGACCCAUAUGUGAAAAUAUGUCUGAAACCUGACAUGGGGAAGAAGGCCAAGUGCAAAACACAAAUCAAGAAGAGGACUUUAAACCCAGAGUUUAAUGAGGAAUUCAGCUAUGACAUCAAACACAGCGAACUGGCCAAGAAGACUUUAGAUAUCUCCGUGUGGGAUUAUGAUAUCGGGAAGUCCAACGACUACAUUGGUGGGUGCCAGCUCGGUAUCACUGCCAAAGGAGAGCGGCUGAAGCACUGGUACGAGUGUCUGAAGAACAAGGACAAGAAGAUCGAGCGCUGGCACACCUUGUAUAACGAGAAUCACGUUGCUAGUGAUUAACCACUUGCCCCCUGCGCCCCCAUACAGCAUGAGCUAAAACCUCCUGUUUGUCAAACUUGGUUUGCAGUCAUGCACCUUUUUUCCAUGUUUGUUUCUUUAUCUACUCUUUCACUACCUGACCAUCACACAGGCUUUAAAGCACCUCUUUUUCCUGAUGUAGUGUAUCUUCUCUUUCCUCUUAUUAACAGUUUCUCUGCCUGUGCUGAUACUUAAUCUGCCUCUGGGACAAAUCAUGGCAUAAAUGAAUUAGAAAUGUAACAGCUGCACAAGGACCAUCAUGCCUGCCAGUGGUGUUAUGUAGUUUGCUGAACUUGACGCAUCAUCCUGCAAAAGAAAAUGAAAUUGCAUUGGCACAGGACAAGAAAAGCAAUAUGUUACGGCAUCUGAGGCCAAAAACCCAUCGUUCAGAUUCUUCAAAUUUCUCAAUUGAGCUCAUGCGACAGAUUCAUUAGAGUGUCAGGAUAUUAUUUUUUAAUUUUAUUUCUCGUGCGAUUACAUCAUGCUAUAGUGCAACACUUGAACUGUAUAAGCAUGCUAAGCCACAGACAUAAGAAAACACGCAGCCGCACCUUCAAAUGUUUCAACUGUGCCCACUGUCCUGAACAUAUUGUAUAUUUCCAUGAAGAAAUGUUUACAUACUGAUACAUUGCUCAGGUUAGGAUAGACGUCUGAUAUACAGAUGAUUCAUAAGUCAGUGGACCAUGAGCUAGAUAAAUCUUCAAUCCGUUGCUGUUAAUUUGUGAUUUGAAAUUAUAGCACACCUAGUUAAACAUUAGGAGUUUUUAUGUACGGUUAGUUAAGCUGUGAACUUUGAUUUGUGGGAAGUAUUAACUGUGAUUAGAGAAAGUGAACGCGUUCUUUUCUUUUCUUAGUUACGGUGAGAUUCGGCAGGAUUUUCCUCCUGCUUACCUCUCGACUCUUCUUUAAGCUCGCGGAUCACUCUGACUCCUCAGAGGUUUUCUAUUGUAGUGUUUACACUGAACGCACACGGCCUAGUCUCCUUACAGGUUUCCCUCACAAAAUGUGGCUUCUCCGCUCAACAAGGAGAGAAUGUGGAACAGGUUAUGGCAUAAGUAUGUGCAGCUUUACCUGCAUGCACUGUGCUCGUCACUCCUGGUGUGCCUGGGGCAGUUGUGGCCUGCUUUUACUCCGAUGCACCCUUUGCACAAAGCAGGGCUCUCCCCCCCCCCCAAUCAUUCAAGGCUUUACUGUGUGUUUCUUCACUAAUCACAGCAAACCAAGGAAAGCACACCUUACAAAGUGGAAUGACCUCAAUUUAUACAGCUGUUUGCAAGUUAUUCCAAUGUCACAACAAAGAUGAAAACAAAAAAUCCUAUGCAUGAAAUCUCUUGUGGUUCAAGAUAUUAUAUAUAUAUACUUUGUAAGAAAUUAAUGCUAUUGUAAUUCCAUUAAUGUUUACACUUCUUCCCCAUAACAUCCCUGUUAAUACUUUAAGAGGCCAUAUUCUGCAUGACUGUGGUGUAAUCUGAAUUAAACUGGUCUGAUAGCAUCCGCAGAAUAGGCUGAAAAUCAACUGAGCACAUCGACAAAAAGACUAUUCAGCUCUGUCAGUAGCAGCAGACGUUGAGGUGAAUCUCAUCCCUUAAAUGAGACUCUCUGUACAUAAACAUUCAGAUCCCUCCAGUGUCUUGUUUUCUCUGCACAGCCACUCUACGGCCCCAUGGCAGUGAUUCAAACACCCACCGGUAGCAUCAUACACUGUCCUAUGUUGUGCUACUGAUGAUUAACAUAAAUUAUAAUCAAUAGUUUGUUUUUUGUUUUUUUAAAAAGAGGCUUCUCUCUGAGCUAAACCCAUAGCUGUCUUCUACUUGAUUCUGCCCAGUUCAGUGGAAUGUUUCUUGGUUUAUCUGCGUAUUUGUACAUAGAUAGUGCAUGCACUGGAAAUAUGUAUGUUUGCAAAUAACUUUGCAUGUAAAGAUUUUGCAGAGAGUUUACACAGAUCAAUAAAAUCCAAUGAAAACUGA